GGUUUCUUGACUAAUCCCAACAACCUUCCAACAAAAAAUUAUAUUAUUAUAUUCUCGUAUAUAUAUUACGGAGUAAACUUUAAGAAUCCCCCUCUUUCUACACUUCACUUCAGUAUACUCCGCCCGCCCAAAAGCAUUAUAAAUGAUUGCAAGAAAGUUCUCAUAAGUUAGAGAAAUAUAACUGUUGAGAUUUCAACGUAGUUUCUUCCGCUCUCCACGUAUCAUUAGUUGGAAGAUGAGCAAGCUAAAAUCAUCGAACUUGGAACUAGACCUAGAUCGACCCAACAUUGAAGAUUACCUUCAUCCCGAUUCCAUUCAAGAACCUCUCGGCAAGCUUCGAUUGCGCGAUUUACUGGACAUUUCACCCACCCUGACAGAAGCAGGUGGUGCCAUUGUCGAUGACUCCUUCACACGAUGUUUUAAGUCAAAUCCUCCAGAACCUUGGAACUGGAAUAUAUAUUUGUUCCCGCUGUGGUGUUUGGGAGUCGUAGUUAGAUAUGGAAUUCUUUUUCCUGUAAGGGUGUUGAUUCUGACAUUAGGUUGGAUAAUAUUUCUUUCAUGUUACAUCCCGGUUCAUGUGCUAUUAAAAGGGAAUGAUAAGCUGAGGAAAAAGUUAGAGAGAGGUCUAGUGGAGUUACUUUGUAGCUUCUUUGUCGCAUCAUGGACCGGAGUUGUCAAAUACCAUGGCCCUAGGCCAUGCGCAAGGCCCAAGCAGGUAUUUGUGGCCAAUCAUACGUCCAUGAUCGAUUUCAUCAUUUUAGAGCAAAUGACGGCAUUUGCCGUGAUCAUGCAAAAACAUCCAGGAUGGGUUGGACUUAUACAAAGCACUAUCUUGGACAGUGUGGGGUGUAUAUGGUUCAAUCGGUCGGAAGCAAAAGAUCGUGAGGUUGUAACAAGAAAGUUAAGGGAACACGUUGAGGGUGCCGAAAACAACCCUCUUCUUAUAUUUCCUGAAGGAACUUGUGUAAAUAAUCAGUAUACUGUUAUGUUCAAGAAGGGUGCAUUUGAACUUGGAUCCACUGUUUGCCCAAUUGCAAUUAAGUACAACAAAAUCUUUGUUGAUGCGUUUUGGAAUAGCAAAAAACAAUCUUUCACAACACAUUUACUACAGUUGAUGACAUCAUGGGCUGUGGUGUGUGAUGUUUGGUACCUGGAACCCCAAAAUAUGAAGCCAGGAGAAACACCUAUUGAAUUUGCCGAAAGGGUGAGGGACAUCAUCUCAGUUCGUGCAGGUAUUAAAAUGGUUCCAUGGGACGGAUACUUGAAAUAUGCUCGCCCAAGCCCAAAACAUAGGGAGCGCAAGCAGCAAAGCUUUGCAGAGUGGGUGUUGCGUCGGUUGGAGGACAAGUAGGGGUUAUAAAUGAGUGUCUCAUCUAAUAAAACUACUUGGGUGUUAGCUUCUUUGUUUGGAACAAGUUGUAGUAUUAGUUAAAUGUUUAAAUUAUCUCUUUAUAUAUUGAUCCAUGAAAAUUGAAGCACUUCUUUUCUAAA
Erigeron canadensis is the source of this 1491-nucleotide messenger RNA. RefSeq names its product glycerol-3-phosphate acyltransferase 9-like. The record is from RefSeq and is a predicted model, not a curated record. Gene Ontology annotation, cellular component: endoplasmic reticulum. Gene Ontology annotation, molecular function: glycerol-3-phosphate O-acyltransferase activity. Lineage: Eukaryota; Viridiplantae; Streptophyta; Magnoliopsida; Asterales; Asteraceae. The coding region runs from base 236 to 1351 and encodes 371 amino acids. Gene Ontology annotation, biological process: triglyceride biosynthetic process. The transcript has 14 exons.